Molecule: messenger RNA, 2976 nt
Organism: Daucus carota subsp. sativus
Lineage: Eukaryota; Viridiplantae; Streptophyta; Magnoliopsida; Apiales; Apiaceae
Product: protein phosphatase 2C 53
Exons: 4
Coding region: 939-2576 (545 amino acids)
Biological process (GO): peptidyl-threonine dephosphorylation
Cellular component (GO): nucleus
Molecular function (GO): cation binding; protein serine/threonine phosphatase activity
Source: RefSeq, a predicted model, not a curated record
AAGUCUAAAAUAUCUCUAAUUUUUUCUUUAUUUUCUUUAAAGAAAAUCAAGAAAAGGGUACCCUUUGAGUGAUCACAUACAUACAUUGAGUUGUGUCUCACUUUUUACAUUCCUAAGCUACCCAUUUCUUGAUUCUUUAAUUCUUUUGGUCUUUUGUGAAGUCUUUUUAUAUGGAUUUGAAGCUGUGAACAAGGGCUCUACUGUUUGUUGAUGAGCAAGAAGAUUAGGUAGUGAUUCUUGAAAUCUUUGCUUUAAUUAUAUGCUUUCUUUAAUGUUUUCAAGUGAUGCUAAUUGUUUUUAGGAGAUGGAUAGAUAGAUGUAUGUAUAGAUGUAGAUAUGCUUUAAUCAAGAGGUUGAUAUGGGUUGCCUCAGAUCCAGGGAACUUGAAAUUAUUGUAAAAAAGUGAACUUUAUGUGUUGUUAAUCUGUGGUUUUCUUGUGAUUCUUGGGACUUUAGGUUGCUUUUCCUAGGUUCUUUCUCAUGAACUAGCUCACUUUUGUGUCUUUCUUGCAAAUACAGAAAAAGGGUUGGAGUUUAAGGCACUUUUUAGAGUGUAAUGGUUGUGAUUUUAUUGAAUUUUGUGGAUUUAUAGCUCUUCGUUUCACUGUAGUUGAUAGUGGUAGAUAAAGAAGAGUCCAGAGGAGUUUGACCUGUCGAAGUGUGGUUAGUUUUUUCUACAAAUGGAAGUAGGUAUACAUAUUUGUUUACCAGAUCUGACUAAUCAUUUCCAUUUCGAGGACUAGUAAAGAGACGGGGCAACAAACUUCAUUUACUUAUAGUUGUGUUGAGCUCGAACAUGUUCUGUUCUCAACUACUGUCAUGUGUCGAGACUGUUCUGGGUGUUAGUAGAAGGUGAUGAAUUAGUUAAAUGAUGACAGGCUGUUUAACUUUAGAGGGGCUGGAAGGUAACUUUUUCUACAACCCGAAUAGUGAUAUUGAUGGAGGAGAUGGCCUCGGCUGUUGCUUUACCAUUUAGAUUAGGUAAUUUAAUAUGCGAUAACACAACUACAAGAACCCAUAUGGAUAUUACUAAGCUCAAGUUGAUGACAGACAAUACAGGUUUAUUGGCUGACUCUGUAACUAAAAGUCCUGCCGAGUGUACUUCGGGUAAGAGUGAGGUCAUCAUCUGUGAUGAUUCUGAGAUGGACUCUAAUUGCGUAGGGGUGUCUCUGCCUGCAGAAAGUAGUGCCGGACCUUCGGUAUCUGGAAAGGAAAAUGACCUGAUUUCUAAUGAUGCUGUAAUCCAGGAAAGCGAGGAAGAUGAUCUUUUAUCAGUGGAAGGUGAUAAUAUCCUAGAUAGCUCCUUUUCUUUCUCAGCGAUAAGCGAUUCUAGCAGCAUCGGCGCUGACGAAAUUUUAGCUUUUGAAGCUCUGUCUGAUAUGGGAAGACCAAGUACUUUAGUUGCCGAUAAAAAUGUCGGCGGUACUGUGGUUAUAACCAAGCCCGGAGGUUUCAUAGAGUCGGACGUCACAAUGGAUGUGAAGGAUUCACUUGCUGUCACUGUGGGUAUUGAAGAUAAUCUUGCCAAUGGGCCUGAUCACAAACCAGCUGCAGUUGUCCAGUUACCCCCAGAACAAGGAUCUGGUGGACCUGCUGUACGCAGUGUUUUUGAGAUUGAUUAUGUACCCCUCUGGGGAUUCACAUCUUUAUGUGGACGGAGACCAGAAAUGGAAGAUGCACUUGCAACCGUACCCAGGUUUAUGAAAAUUCCUAUUCAAAUGCUAAUCGGUGAUCGAGCACUUGAUGGAGUGACGAAAUGUUUAAGUCACUUGACAGCUCACUUCUUUGGAGUCUAUGAUGGUCAUGGUGGCUCUCAGGUUGCAAACUAUUGUCGGGAGCGAUUCCAUUCUGCUUUGGCUGAGGAGUUGGACCUUCUUAUGGCCAAAUUGAAGGAAGGAAGUACUAAUGAUGAUUGCCAAGAACAGUGGAGGAAAGCAUUUAGCAAUACUUUUCUCAAGGUUGAUGCUGAGAUUGGAGGAGAAGCUAAUGGUGCACCUGUUGCUCCUGAAACUGUUGGCUCUACUGCCGCUGUUGCUAUUGUUUGCUCCUCUCAUAUCAUUGUGGCUAAUUGUGGUGAUUCUAGAGUGGUCCUGUGCCGUGGAAAAGAACCCUUGGCACUGUCAGUGGAUCAUAAACCAAAUCGUGAAGACGAAUAUGCGAGGAUUGAAGCGGCUGGAGGCAAAGUCAUACAGUGGAAUGGCCAUCGUGUGUUUGGUGUUCUUGCAAUGUCAAGGUCCAUAGGUGAUAGGUAUCUAAAACCCUGGAUUAUACCUGAUCCUGAAGUCAUGUUUAUACCUCGAACCAGAGAUGAUGAAUGCCUCAUUCUUGCGAGCGAUGGUUUAUGGGAUGUUAUGAGCAAUGAGGAGGUUUGUGAAAUGGCUCGAAAACGGAUUCUCCUCUGGCAUAAAAAAAAUGGUGUCACACUUCCCAUGGAGAGGGGUGAAAUAAUUGAUCCUGCAGCUCAAGCAGCAGCGGAGUGCCUCUCGAAUCGUGCUCUUCAAAAGGGUAGCAAGGACAACAUAACUGUGAUCGUGGUGGAUUUGAAAGCGCAAAGAAAGUUUAAAAGCAAAUCAUAAGCACAGGUUCCUCAGGUUAUAGGUCUACAAUAUAAGAUUCUUAUAUGCUUAAAAAUAUAGUUAUCAGCCCAUCUGGUUUUUUCACCUGGGCUUUGGCUUACUAGUGCAGCAUUCCGUAAGUACCAUGCAAGAGAUGAAUCAUCCUGCGGAGUCAUUUUAGGUAAUGCCAUUGUAUAUGUUAUUAGCCGUUUGAAUUGAUAAAUAGGAUAGGAGCUUCCUUCCCUUGCUUCGUAGUAGGAAUGACAUUGUUUCCAAUUGUAUUUGCGUUGUUGCGCCUCCGAGUUAAAUGCUCUGUGAGGCAUUCUACAAUUUAUUAUUUUUGACAAUGUAGUAAUUGUAAAAGGAAUUAGCAAAUGUGGAAAAAUAGUAUUUUAUAUAUUAUUAAUCAGUGUUUGAUGUA